AAAUGUCUAUUCAUAUAUUUAUCCCUUCAGUACAUUUUCUUUGCUAUGCCGACCUACACAAGGCAUGUGAUCUCGCCAUAGGCAACCUGAUUGGUCAAGUUGUUAUGGUGGGAGGAGAGAGGGAUCAAGAGAUGGUUAAGGGAAAGGAUAAUGCCAUCGAAAACACUCUAAAGCACCCAGAUCAUCUUUGAUUUCAAACCUCAACUGGGUUCAGGUCAUCACCUCUCGCAACGAUGCGUUUUCCGCCCCAAGGAAUGUAAAUUCAUCCCAACCAUUAAAAAAAUAUAUAUAUUUAUUUACUUUGGCAUGAUGCGUAUGCCUUGUCUGCGAAUCGAAGCAUGUUGAGACUCCUCCGAGCCCGCAGCAGGAGUUUGUUCCCUGGUUACAAACCCGGCAGCCGAUCUGGAGCCUUCAGGGAACCGAACGACUUUGUGGAUCUGACCGGGAUCUUUGUGAAGCCAUGGAAUUCCAUGCAGGAUCUAGGCAAAGACGUCUAUGAUCUUUAUGCUGAGGAUGAAGAGGAUGCGUCGCCGCCUCCCAUGCUACUUUCUCCGAUCAAGCACUUUGUGCUCAACCUCAAUGUUGGCGGAACUGUGUACCAGCUGCCCUACAGGUUAGCGGUUAGGUACCCGAAAACACGGCUCGGCCGCCUCGCCACAUCCACAGACCAUAACGGGAAGUUGGAACUAUGCGAUGACUACGUUGUGCACAGCAAUGAGUUCUUCUUUGACCGGGACCCCACUGUUUUCCAAAAUAUCUUCAACUUCUACAGGACCGGCGUGUUGUGGAUUAAAGAUGAGCUUUGCCCGCGUAACUUCCUGGAGGAAAUCAACUACUGGGGCAUCCGGAUCAAGAACAGCCACCGCUGCUGUCGCAUCUCAUUCGAGGAGAGGCAGGACGAGCUGACCGAGCAGCUGAAAAUACAGAAGCAGCUCAUGGCAGAGGUGGAGAUGGUGGCGAUGGAAGAGGACGAGGCCUUGUACAGAAACAUGAUCUUCGGACGCACUCGCUGGAAGAUUUGGAACAUGAUGGAAAAGCCCUUCUCCUCGGUUGCCGCCAAGCUGGUAGCUGUGGCAUCCUCAAUCUUUGUCCUGAUUUCACUGGUUACCAUGACGCUGAACACCGUUGAGGAGAUGCAGUACGAGACGCCAUCAGGGCAUCUUAGCGGCAGGUUCUACGGCGAACACGUGGAGACUUUCUGCAUCGCCUUCUUCACCCUGGAGUACGUUCUUCGCUUGCUGUCGACUCCCAGCAUCAGAAGUUUUGGACGCAGCGUACUCAAUUGCGUCGACCUGAUCGCCAUCUUGCCACACUACUUGCAGCUGCUCCUGGAGUUUUUCGAUGAUGGGGACACACAUGUACAUCCCGGAGACAUCGAAGCCAUGUCGCGUGUCGGGAAGUUGGGCCAAGUUCUGAAGAUCAUGCGAUUGAUGCGGAUCUUUCGGAUCCUGAAGCUGGCUCGUCACUCAACAGGCCUCAGAGCCUUCGGCUUCACACUGAGACAAUGCUACCAGCAGGUGGGCUGUUUGUUGCUCUUCAUUGCCAUGGGGAUCUUCAUGUUUUCCGCCAUGGUGUACACUGUCGAGCAUGACGUUCCCAAUACCAACUUCACCUCCAUGCCGCUUGCGUGGUGGUGGGCCGCUGUAAGCAUUUCCACGGUGGGCUACGGCGACAUGCUCCCGGAGACCAACCUGGGCCGCAUCUUUGCCUUCGCCUGCAUCGCCUUCGGCAUCAUCCUCAACGGCAUGCCCAUCUCCGUCCUCUACAACAAGUUCUCCGACUACUACGGCAAGCUCAAGUCGCAAGAGUACGCCGCCGUCACCAAGGCCCGCGGCGGCGACGUGCACUUUGCCCGAAGGGCGGCCAAGAAGCUUGCCGAAUGUUAUCAGGACGCCGUUCAGUCGAGGGCGCCUCGGCUGCAGCGUCAACCGCUUGACACGGCGGAAGAUAGAGCUCGUGUCAGGAAAGCUUUGGCAAUCCACGCUGACCUCACAUGCCCGUGACUUUAUUUACCGAUAAAACCGCACAAAGCGUCAAGAACUUUUUUUUUUCUUUUUUGGAAUGUUUGCACUCAUGGAAACUGCCUCCCCCAAUCGCACGUGCACCAUCAACUUUUUUACUCCCGUCUCUAUUCAUCUUAGGACCCUCACAAAAUUCAAGCCACUCCCUCGUCAUUUUAUGGAUCCAUCCAUUUUCCAAUUCGCUUAUACUCACGAGGGUCGUGGACAUGCCGGAUUAUAUCCCAGCUGUCUGGGAGUACCCGGAGAAAACCCACGCAGGCACGAAAACAUGCAAACUGCACACAAGAAGGCCGGAGCUGGAAUGGAACCCCGCACGUCUACACUGUGAGGCCGACGUGCUAACCAGGUGGCCACCGAAGAAAAUGGGAGGUGAGAGGUUCCAAUUAUCUUCAGCAGUGAUUUUUAUUAAUAUCCUUCAGAUUCAGUUUAAGAUUGUCCAAGUAGGCCGCAAAUGGCACUGGUACAAUAGGCAUUGUACGGGUGUGGCCUUGGACCUUAAACUGGAUCUCAAGGAUGGCUUUCCCACAGUCACGGGACUGUCAUUGUCACUCUUUUGAAUGCAAGCUGACAAAAAAGUGACGUCUGCUCUUCAUGUUAUCUUUCCUGGGAGUCCGCAACGGGUCAGCGCUAACAUUCUUACUUCCACUUCACUUUUCCA
Hippocampus zosterae (dwarf seahorse) is the source of this 2679-nucleotide messenger RNA. It is a transcript of the gene kcnv2a, whose product is annotated as potassium channel, subfamily V, member 2a. Bases 339 to 2003 code for a protein of 554 amino acids. Gene Ontology annotation, biological process: potassium ion transmembrane transport; protein homooligomerization. Gene Ontology annotation, cellular component: voltage-gated potassium channel complex; membrane. The record is from RefSeq and is a predicted model, not a curated record. The transcript has 9 exons. Lineage: Eukaryota; Metazoa; Chordata; Actinopteri; Syngnathiformes; Syngnathidae. Gene Ontology annotation, molecular function: voltage-gated potassium channel activity.